UUUAAGAAAUAGAAAUUGCAUGUGUGUAUAAAGAUCGAUUCCCUAUAUGCAUAAAAAUUCCAGUUACCAUCCCGAUUACGUGGCGGACAGAAUGGAGGAAAUUGCAAAUUCUUCUGUACAAAGCAGGAUCGAAGAGAAUAAUCAAGCAGAUAAGGCAAUCUUAAACCUGACAUCGCAUAAUAAUGAGGUUUCCGCUAUGCAGGAGGAGGCAUUGUUCACCUGUUCUCUAUACAUUUCGCGCGCUGGCGACCUUCAAGACCAAGGUCAUACGAUGCAAGGUUGCGAGUUGCUACGAUCUCAUCUCGAAGAAGCUAUUGUUGCUUCUGAACCGCUAUCGACGUGGCGAGUUUCCGAAACUCCAUGCGGUCUAAUUGCCGCCUUUGCCAGAGAAAACGACGCCGAGAAACUACUGCAACGCGGCGAUCUGGCUCGAGUGUUUGGACGACCUGUACAAGUAGCGCGAUUCUCAGCAAGAGAUUCUCGAUAUCGUCAAGCCGUACUUCUGAGAGAUGUUCCGUGGGCUAUACCUCUUCAGGAUAUAAAUUCGGCUCUGGCAAAGCAAGGAAUUGUCGCUGGAAAUGUCGAACGUUCGCGACAUUUGGUUCGAGUAGAAGUUUUCGACGCGGGUCACUACGAAGCCUUAUUACGUCAAGGUCUGAACUUCUUCGAAGUGGCACGUUUCAAUGCCAUCCCGGAACGCUGGUGGCGCAGCAACACCCCAUGUUCCUCCGCUGUAUCGUCGCGAUACGCCUUAACAGACUACGGGAACAAUUCUCAGGAGACGUCGAAUGCACCGCAAAUGGCGGAUGGCGUGUUGCAGUGUUAUCGGUGCCAGGGUUUUUGGCACGUGGCCGCCAAUUGUCGGCACUUGCCGCGAUGCGUCCGCUGCGGCGAGCCGCACAGCGUUGAGUUUUGUCCCAGACCACGGAAUAAUCCUAUAUGUUGCCACUGUUCCGGGCCUCAUCAUGCCGGAUAUAGACAGUGUCCAGUUAGAUUGCAACUGGCCAACGCAACUCCCGUGAGCAUCACGUUGAAUGCAACUCCCACAGGGGGUCAAUAUUCAACGGGCGCCGCGAACAAAUCGAACCCUUCGUGCCACUCCCUGAGACAGAGCCAUUACUAGAUAUCCUAGUUCGACGCUCGCAAAAUUAUUUAUUACAAAAUUAUCGGUCUCACUGUUUUCGAGCCAGCGUGUAUUUCAACAACUUGGAAAUGUCAAUGAAAACGCAUGUAGUAUCUAUUGACGUUGCGGACAUAAUGUUAUCGCGUGUCAUGAGCAAAAUUUCGCACUUUCGAAAGAACGUGACACACUUGCGUUGUCAUAAAAAAAAUGUCAUGCUAGCUAUUGCAAACAAUUACGCAAAAAUUCACAAACAUAACAUGUAUAGUAAUUUACAUUUUAUAUUAUAAAGAAGACAAAAGUCUCUUUUCAGAGGGUGACUUUUAAGACUAUCAUCAUCUUCUUCUCAAGACAUGUCUUAAAUGUACAAAAAAUGUUUUUUCUAUAGAAUG
This is a messenger RNA of Nylanderia fulva, 1512 nucleotides long. RefSeq lists its product as uncharacterized. The record is from RefSeq and is a predicted model, not a curated record. Lineage: Eukaryota; Metazoa; Arthropoda; Insecta; Hymenoptera; Formicidae.